GGGAAAUCCCAGAUACAGUUUAACGCAUGCGCUCAUUUGAGAAAGAUGGCGGCGCCCACGGGUUCAUCAGAGGACGACGUCUUUGGCGAUUUGAACCUCUUUGAGGAGUUUUCUUCGACAGCCAGGACAACCGAACGCAAGGAGCCCACUAAGAAGCAUCCAUGGGAAACAGAAAAGGCUGAUCUGGAGGAGGAAUUAACGAGACUGAAGCAAGAAAAUCAGAAACUUCAAGCUCAACUAAAAAUAUGCAUACAGUCAAAGGGUUACAAGGUAUCGGAGGGAACCCAGGAUGGUCCUAUUGCACAAGUGAUUUAUAUGAAUCAUGACAAAGUCUGCAAAUACAGACAAGAUAUUGAGAAAUAUUUUGAACAUGUAUGCUCAGAGUAUUUUGCUCAACAAGCACAACCAAUGGGAAAGAAAUAUGAAUACAGCCGACCUCUACCUCAGUGCUCCUCCAUGGUGCUGGGUGAGAACCCCGACCCUGAUAACCAGCAAGCCUUCACUGUCACCGGCAAUGUGCAAUACUACCUCUUAUUCUGCCUCGACACGUUAGGGCGCCCUCUAGUGGAUGGUAAUGUCGAGAUGACCGAAGGAUGGGAGAUACCUCUCUAUCCAAUCAUCUUCCGAGAAGCCUUACCUGUAGAUGACAAACCGAGUGCACCAUCUAAAGGGAGACGGCCAAAAGCUUCUUGUUUCAACUGUGGCAAUGAGAAACAUAGUUUGAGAGAAUGCCCAGUGCCGCGUGAUCUAGUGCGGAUCAGUCAGAAUAAGAAACUCUUCAUGGAUCAGAUGUCAUCAUCCCCUGCAAAUACCAUUUCAGGAAGACGCUACCAUAAGGAAGGUGAAACCAAAGAGACAGAAGACCGCUUCAAAACAUUCAAACCGGGUGUCCUCAGUGAUGCAUUGAGGCAAGCAUUGGGUUUAUCGUCCAAUCAGCUUCCUCCUUAUAUCUAUGGUAUGAGACGUCUUGGUUACCCGCCGGGUCACUAUAUGGAUGCACAGGUCCACAAAUCAGAUCUAAAGGUUUAUAACAUCAAAGACACAGAUGAGGAAGGGGAAGUCCCUAGUGAUGGUGAAGGUGGUGAAAGUGCACAACCAAAGUUCAACCUCAACAAGCUAAUAGAUUAUCCAGGUUUCAAUGUUGAUGCUCACCCAUCCAUUGCAGAUGAGUGGCAGAGGUACAACUCUAUACCAAUGCAGAACAACCAGCGUAAGGAGGUCCUCAAGCUCCACCUCACACCUAUGGCAGUGGAUGAGGAUGAUAUGGUGACGCCUCGAAACAAGCGCAGGAACAGGGAUUUCCAUGAGAGCAGCAGUCAGAAGAAACGAAGGAUAGAGCAAGAUGCUGUGGAUAUGGAUAUCAGUACAGAGUAUCCAGAUACCCCUGUGAGAGGCUGGUUUCAACCUCCACUACCACCAACCCCUGAGAUAGCCACGCCUCCCCCUUUGCCCCCUGGCUCUGCCCCUCCCACUCCUAUCAGAGACAGCCCAUCAGCGUCGAGUCAGGAUGACUCAUUACCAUGGCAAAGUGCCAAUACCAGCCUCUCUGCAUCCCGGCAGAACUCUCAAGCAUCCUCUCGGUCUACGUCUCCAGACCUAGACCGGCUCAUGACAGAACGGAACAAACUUCUCGCGGCCCUGGAGAAAGGCGGGGAUAGUGUCUCAUCUUCCAGUGAUGUCAUCGCAUCAGGGGUGGAUACCACAGAGGAGGAGGAGGAUGGGGAAGUGGAAAAUGACAAAAGGACUAAGGUCGCAAAUAAGAAGGUUCAUUCAAAGGAUAAGAAGGAAAAUGGUCAUGACGGACACAUUGAGAGGACAGAUGAAGCAGGAGAGUCUAAUCCAGACGUUUCGUCCAAGGAUUCCCCAGACAGUCCGGAACCUCAAAGCCUGAACAGUAGCAGUCAAUGGAUCAUCUUAGACACGACAGGAGACAACAGCGUCUUCAUGAGCCAGGAGGUGGAGGAGGAUGAGACGCCUAACAAGUCUGGUGUUCCUCACAGACGCAACUUCUCUGUCAACAUCACUCCUCAUGACUUUGAAGUUGAUGAACCCAAAAAGAAAGGUAUCUUUCAGAAAAUCUUAGGAAUUCUGAAGAGAGAUAAGAACUGAUCCAUAUCCAUUUGUAGUUUUAUAUUUGUUUUAGAAAUUGAUAACAAUUACAUUUUAAAGGGAAGUGAUCAAACGAGAAGUCAGCAAUACUGUUUUUUAUCUCAGUGAUGAACUUCCAUUGCAAUCUGGAAAUAUGAUAUUUUGUAAUAUUUUUCUGUAUUCAAAGAAAGUAGGGAUUGUUUGAACUGUCAACCAUAUUUGUUUGGGGGAUAAAGUAUUGAUUUCAAAUGUCAACAAGUGACCAAAUGAUAAUAGUAUACAUGAUCUUUUAACUCAAGCAUAUAUACAUAUGUCCAGAAAUAUCUGAAUUGAAGGUUGAAAAAAAAAAAUCGAAAUCUAUAUCACAAAAAAAAUAGAUUAAAAAAAUGAAAAUGGUUUGAAGAGAAGAUCUAUGAAGUUGUCAUGAAUUUGGUUACUUUAAUCCAUUUAUUGGAAUGACUUUGUAUAGCAAUAGAAUAGAUGUCAAACAUUUUAAAAGAAGCUGAGACUAAAACGACUACUUCAUAUACUUAAAGGUCAAGCCCACCCCAGAAAAAUGAUGAUUUGAAUAAAUAGAGAAAUUCAAACUAGCAUAAUGUUGAAAAUUUCAUCAAAAUCAUAUGUAAAAUAAGAAAGUUAUGACACUUUAAAAUUUCACUUAUUUUUCACAAAAAGUGAUGUGCACAACUCAGUGACAAGCAAAUGAGACAGUCAAUGAUGUCCCUCAGUCAAUAUUGCUUUUGUUUUUUUAUUGUUUGAAUUAUACAAUAUUUCAUAUUUUACAGAUUUGGCAAUAAACUCCAACUUGACCAAACCAUACACUAUUAAACAAUACCAAUUCCACAUGUUCAGGAGGAAUUAAUCAUUGUUUCACUUGACAAUGAGUAUAAAAUUAGAAUAUUUCAUAUAAUAAAAUAAAAAAGAAAUAGUGAGUGGAUGACAUCAGUCUCCUCAUUUGCAUACUGAACAGGAUGUGCAUAUAACUGGUUUGUGAAAUUAAGUGAAACUUUGAAUUGUCAUAACUUUCUUAUUAUACAUUCGAUUUCGAUGAAAUUUCCAGUGUUAUGCUUGUUGGAUUUUUCUCUUUUUAUUCAAAUCAACUUUUGUUGGGGUGGACUUAUGCUUUAAACAAAACUUAAUGGGGUGAUUCUUAUUUCAACUUCAAUUAACUAAGUAACACAUGUGUUAUUAUAUUCAAUAAUGUUUUAAGUGUAUGAUGUUUGAUCCUAUUAUUAGGGACAGUGGUUUUCCGUUUCUAAAAAUUGCCUUUUCCGUUUCAGAAAAUCUUAGAUUCUGUUUCAGCAUGUCUGAAUACUGAAAUUCUGUUUCCCCCAUAGACUUUGUGUACAUGAAAAAGUGACAAUUCCGUUUACAUAGAAAAUCAGUACGCAAUAAGUAGCGAUGUCAACAUGCUCGCCCUGGUCAAACUUUGUAUCUGCCACUGUACUAAAAAACGCUUUAAAAUCAAUUUAAAUCGAUGAGAUUCAAGUACAAAAACUAUUUAAAGAAACAUAAAUAACAUAAAUACAUCCCCACCUUUCAUAUUAUUAGCAUUAUUUUGUGGUUAAAUGAGAUUUUAUCGCUGAUUUGGGAACUUUUUGGACAUCGUUUUGAACAUUCGACGACUUUCGCCUAUCCGCCAUUUUGGAUUUGAGGAGUACCGGGUACUGCGAUAUGAUAUUAUGAUCGAACGCAGAGGGCAGCAACACAUGGCCAUGUUUCUGCCUUUAUGUGGACGUGAGUGUAAACUAAUUUUUAUACGAUUGAGUGAUGGAGGGGCUUGAGUGCAGUCACGAUGUGUGGAUUGCCAUGAUUGUUGUAGCGAAGUGAGAUCAUGUUUUUUGACUACCAGGUAGUUGAUAUUCGUAUUUCGUUGAAGAUUUGGGAGUAAUUUCUUUUGCUAUUCUGUGCAUUUUGAGAAAAAAUAUGUUUUCCGUAAUUUUCCAUUUGAAAAGCCACUUUCCAUUUCAAAAGGCGAAAUCCGUGAAUUCCGUCUGUUUUCCGCGAUCGCGGAAAAUCUCUGUCCCUAUAUUAUGCAGCUAUGAUGUAUUGAAACUUCUAUUCUUCUUUAUAGAAUUAAUUUACAAAUCCAGGGCAAAACUACUGGUAAUUUUGGAACAAAAAAUUCAGGGGAAUUUCGGGGAUUUGUAAAUUUCUUCUGAAAACCUGUGGAAAACGAUAAUUUUUAAUAAUCUGAUAAUGCAGCUUAUGCAUGUUCAGUCAUAUUAUUUGAUCAUUUUUUAUUACUUUCAUGGGCCACCUUAAUAUCAUGGACAAUAUUGGUAAUCACAGUCAAUGUAAUGUAGGUAAAAACAAAAAUGCAUAGAUUGAAGGAAUAUAAUCAUAAGAUCUCUGUUCAUUUAUAUAAAUGGAUUUCGAUCAUUGCAAAUCAUUUUUUAUAAAGUCAUUGUUUAAGUAGACUAUACAUAGCAGCCAGUAAGUAAAGUUAUACUCUAAUUUUUACUUUUAUAGCCGUUUAAAUUGUAUUGAAAAUUUUAGGGAUGAUCUGUAUGAUGUGAAAUAAUGAACAUAAGUGGAACUGUGAAGUACAAGUAUUUAUUGUGUCUUACAAUAUACAUGUAUGUGAGAAGAUUUCCAGGACAAGUAAUUUGUUUUAAAGCGAAAUUGUGACAUGAUCCAUAUGAAAUUUUUAUCUGUAUUUUAUUUUAAGUGUUAUAAGAUUGGAUGGAAUUUACUUGGUGUAUAGUGACAAGAUUUUAUGGACAUGUGAUUUUAUUCCCAUCAUUCAGGAUCUUUUUUAUAGAAUAAAAUGCUCAGAUAUUUUGUACAAUCUA
Molecule: messenger RNA, 4883 nt
Organism: Lytechinus pictus (painted urchin)
Lineage: Eukaryota; Metazoa; Echinodermata; Echinoidea; Temnopleuroida; Toxopneustidae
Product: zinc finger CCHC domain-containing protein 8-like
Exons: 12
Coding region: 46-2109 (687 amino acids)
Cellular component (GO): catalytic step 2 spliceosome
Molecular function (GO): zinc ion binding; RNA binding
Source: RefSeq, a predicted model, not a curated record